AUGUCUAACACUAUUGAUACACCAAAACAACAACAACAACAAACUACUAGUUCAAAUAAUAAUAAUAAUAGACUAAACUUUAAUCGAACAAAACACUUUCAACUUGCAAGAAAUGCAUCACCACAUCAAAAAGCUAAACGUCAACUUGAACAAAGAUCAAUCAAACCAAAAGUAAAGGCACAAGGUGAUCUAUUUACCAAUGAUUGGGGCCAAAUCAUUGGAACCAUCAUUUCAUUCACCCCAGGCAUAGGAUCACUACUCAAAACAGGAUUUGGGUUUGUUUGGGGCUCCAUUUUCAAACAAAACAACAACUAUGUCACACAAGAUCAGUUCAACGAUGAAAUGUCGGAGCUCUAUGAAAAGAUUGAACAAUUGAUCAACGCAGAAUUGGACCAAGCCGAAGUAAACAGAUGUGGUUUAAUCUUUGAAGACUGUCGUAAUCGUGGAAACAACUUUAACGAUUUGCUCACCCUCUUUACCGACAGACAACAAACAAAAAAAGGAUUCAAGAUUGACAGAUCUGCCAAACAUCGUGUCGAGCCACCAUCACAUUUACUCAAUCUAGACGAUGACAACCUAUUACAAAUGAUCAGAAGUCAAUUCAUGGACUAUCGUGACUCUCUUGAAGGUGCCAUCAUCAACAUGUCCGAUCCAUCAAAUGCAAAACUCUUGGAUAAUCUCUUGGCCAUGACAAUGGUACUCUAUGCCGCUGUCUUGAGAGAUUGUUGUCUCCAAGGAAAGGCUUGGGGAUUCCCAGCUCAAUACAUUGAUGGUGAUGGAAAUUCAGUCAAGAGUUUAAAACAAAUUCUCCAUGACCAGAUUCAAUUGUUCCACAAGAAUAUGGCCUAUUGUGUAUUCCAAUACAAUUUUGCUGUUAAUAAGACCGAGUAUUCAUAUCCUGCUAUCGAUUUACCAGACAAUGGGUACAAAGUUUAUGGAAUGAUAAAUGAACUUGAUUUUAUCGAGUAUCCAUAUGUAGUUGAGAGAGUUGAAAGUUUUUCUCCAAAGCUAUUCCUCGUUCCAUAUGAUGGUACAGCUAAAACAUUUAAACUCAACAUUGGAGACUCUGCUGGUGUAUUUCCAUCAGUUGAUAAUCAACAUGAUACAGUAUCAGGAAAUCAAGCUGGUUUAUUCUUUGCUAGUUAUAAUGAUCCAGAAUCAGCAUACUUUACAUUAAUACCACAUGGAACCUUUUUUGGAUACAUGUCAAUUAGAAUUGCUACCUUUUCCAAUUCAGACUUUGUAAUGACCCUUAAAUGUAAUGCACCAGACUUUAAUGAUACCACAUUUGAUUCAAGUAAUCCAAACAACAAUGCAGUUCCAAGGGCUUGCUAUUGGAAUUUUACCAAUGAUGGUGAUUACAAGUUCUCAAAGAUAUUUACGAGCCCCAUUUUUAAUGCAGGCGGAGCUCCUUUUGUGAGUUUCUCUUUAAGCUCUCCUUCAGCUAGUGUCGAAAUCAAUUCAAUUGAAGUUAACAUUUUGCCUUCUUUAUCCAAGUUUUAG
Messenger RNA from Cavenderia fasciculata, 1503 nucleotides. RefSeq lists its product as uncharacterized. The record is from RefSeq and is a predicted model, not a curated record. Gene Ontology annotation, molecular function: toxin activity. The transcript is spliced from 4 exons. Lineage: Eukaryota; Evosea; Eumycetozoa; Acytosteliales; Cavenderiaceae. Bases 1 to 1503 code for a protein of 500 amino acids.